UAUAACUUUCUCAAUUCAGCGGACCAAACCGAAUGCAAGCAGCAGAAACACGGCCGUCCCAAUGCUAGCAGUGAAGAGGAACUCAAGAACUGACAGACGGAAGCGAGUAACGAUCGUGGUGAAGCCGCCCUUUACUCUGCCGAAGAAGCAACAGAGGUAUACUCGUUCCGGGAAGGAAGUGAGGAGACUUGACCAGGAUGAAUGUACGUCACACAGAGCUGAGGCAACAGGCUCCAAGAUGGGUAGUUUGGAAGAGAAAAGAGAAGUACACAGGGUACACGAGAGACAGCGCCAUCGGAGCCUGAAUGAAGCCAUGAAGGAACUGGUCAAGAUUCUACCCCCCGGCAAUCCUUUCAGAAGUGUGACAAAGUACAAUGUUCUCAGGACGGCAAACGACUACAUUGAUUUUCUACAACAUAAAAUAACUCAUCUCUGCCUGGAGCGUAGCAUUGAACAAAAUACCCAGGACGGUAGGAUCAGCUUCAACAUACCCUUAAACACUGUGGUCGGCGGAGAACGACUGGAAAUUCCUGCUACCACUCCAGUCAGCCCCAAAAUGCUGCAGACUGUCCACAAGGCAGCCAAAGACCUGUCCACAGAUCUGAUAGCUAGGAGAGGGCCAACUGAAUCCGACGGUAGGACUCCCCCAAGGAGGUUCUCUCGAUCCAGACUCGCCAAGAAGUCUCCUCAGGCGACACCGAAGACUAGCAGUACCGCGACUCUGAGCACAAAUUCUGGAGCUGUGUAUAAGGGGAUACCGCAGAUGGCUUUUGAUAAACCCUCCCGUCCUCCAGAAAGGCUGAUGACUUGUACUACUCCGACGGACUCCGAUGACAGUGAGUUGGUUGUUGACGAAGCCCCUUCUCAGCCAGCAAGACUGACAGGACCAACUCGAACAGAUCCUGGUCAAGGUGACUUGGUUGUGGACGAAGCCGCUCCUCUAAAAGGAUCAGAUGCAUCAGCAGCAGUUGCCAGUCAACCUAAGGAGGUCCCAGAGCCAACGCGGGCAGUUGCUUAUGGCUCAGAUGAGCACGGAGAUCCCAAGAAAAACAGCAGGCCGAGAAAGGUGGGAUCGAGUCUCAGUUCUGCUUCCAACGUCAGGAAGGAACGAGUAAGGCUGUUGGAUCAUUACAUUCACGCUGAUGCCUCUCCUCAUGGGGAAUAUGCCCUCCCACCUGCAACACCGAAACCUCUCGAGGAGUGCCCUCCAAGCGUUUCAGCAUCAAGCGUGAUUCCUGUAGGCACGGCACCGAUCCAAUCCUGCAGUUUGCAGUACCAACUUCACUCAGAGCACUCUUACUCAGCCAAGUUCCUCCCGGCGUACGCUGCGUCCGGCGUCUUCAAUGACAACAAAUCACCGAAUAUCCCAGUUGCUGUUGCUUUUCCUAGUUCUCUGGAAUCUUCCCAGAUACUGCCGUCUGCAGCCUCAGAACCUGAGAUUGUGAUCGCCAGCGAGAGCAGGGUCAGUAGCUCCACCGACGUCUUCCCUUGCAUCUUGAGCUCUUCUCUGUACAUACAGCACCCAGUUUCGUUUCCUAUCAACAUGGUAUCUUGUGAGUCUACUAUUAUUCCAACUACACUUCCGCACCGUUCAGUGUCCAAAACAACCCGACCAAUUCCAACCACCGUGACUCCCUCGGCCUGCAAGAGCACGACUCGUUACGUCCCAAUCCAGCCAGCUACUGGCACCUCUAAUAUUGAUGCAGUGGCUAACACAUUGCUGCACUUGUAUGGGCAGUCUUCUUUAGUGAAGAACAAGCAGCCCCCAGUCACCGACCUCAGCGCCCAGAAGUUGGUGGUCGACCCACAUUUUCUGAAGUUGGAGGACUCGGACAGCCCUAUUGAGUUCGCAUGUGAUAGUGAUCAGCAGCACGCUGUUAUGACGCCAGCGGCCGUGUCAGGUUACUCAAUGCGUCGCUCAUGGAUUAAUGGCUACCAGCUUUUCACCAAAGUCAACCAUCCACAGUUUAGAGACAAGUGGCCAAGAUUGCAAGGAAGGGAGAUUACGAGACUAUUGAGCCAAACAUGGAAGGAACUGCCCACCGACUUCAGGAAACAGUACAGUUGCAGAGCCCGUCAGUGGAACCAGUGGCACAAACACAAAAGGGAGUCAGCGGCCAGCCAUGCCAGUGCAGAGUUACACUGAAUGAGUGCCAAUGUAUGCCAUUAAAGGGAAGAUACAACAUUUGCAAACAUCAAAAACGAAAUGAUCAAAUUAUCACGAAAUACCUUACUGGAUUAUUAGGGAUUCGUUCUAAAUCACCCUGUAAAAUCAUGGCUCCUGGUGUGCUGACAUUUUCAAGAAAAAUGGUAUUUUUCCAACGGCCGACCAGCGUUGGAGAAAAUUGGCUUUUUUUCAAAAACUGCUCUUAAUUUUUCAUAAUUA
This is a messenger RNA of Patiria miniata (bat star), 2386 nucleotides long. RefSeq lists its product as uncharacterized. Gene Ontology annotation, molecular function: protein dimerization activity. The transcript is spliced from 7 exons. Lineage: Eukaryota; Metazoa; Echinodermata; Asteroidea; Valvatida; Asterinidae. Bases 62 to 2146 code for a protein of 694 amino acids. The record is from RefSeq and is a predicted model, not a curated record.